AUGUUUGCUCGUCUCGUUACUGCCGUCUUGUUUGGAGCCCUCGCGUCAGCGCAAGAUCUCGGGGUUCCAACAUCAUGGCGGGAAUUCAGCAACAACCGAUCGUUGUCUGAGCGUAUCUCCAUUGCACAAGCAGGGAUCAAUGUGAUCGCUGCCAAUCUCGACGCGAGCACGGCUUCAUUCUCGGGGAUUGGCUACUGGCAGAACGGCAAUGUGUUCUCUGCGAUGGCCAACCAGGACUACUUUGCGAAGACGACGACAUACGAGAGCACCGUGGUGAACGCCCUGAACACGGCAUACUCUCUCUACGCGAAUGCUGACCAGUAUGGCUACAAUGACGAUGCCAUGUGGUGGGCUACGGCAGCAUACUAUGCUUACCGCGCGUAUGGAAAUACGGACAUGCUCACCCACGCAAUCAAGACCUGGCAGCAUGUCUCCGCUUACCAAAUUACCGCCGCGGAAGCUUCAGCAGGGUCAACCUCAGUCAAGAACUUCUCCCUCUCUGGAACAUGCGACGGAAAGUCCAUGGCUGGCGGCGUAUUCUGGCGCCCUACAAUAGACGACCAGGGCAUGAACUCGAUCACGACGGGGCUUUUCCUCACGCUAUCCGCUUACCUCGCCUCUGCGACGGGCGAUACGUCGACGUAUCUCGAUCCUGCUAUCGCAGCGGCGCAGUGGAUCCAGAACGUGAACAUCAACUCGGCGAAUAUCGUGCUGGACUCUGUCAAUCCGCAUGACUGCACUCGUUCCUCUGCGUCGUGGCUGUUCACGUACAACACGGGCAAAUUCAUCGAGGGGCUCGCGGUACUGUCGGAUGUCACCGGAGACUCGCAGUGGAAGACGCUUCUGACCGACGUUGUUGCGGCCGGCACGAAGAACGCGCCAUGGCAGGGCACUGAUGGUAUCAUCACGGAGGCUGCUGGUGAUACCUCGAACAACGAUGGCGCAGGCUUCAAAGCGAUCUACAUCCGCGGCUUGAACGAGGCAUUCGUCCGCAACCAAGACGACUGGGACUUCCAGGUCCUCAUUCACAGCUACAUUGAUGUCCAGUAUAACGCGCUGCUCGACCUCGCUGACAAUAACAACGCGUAUGCGAUCGACUGGCAUGGACCUGCUACCUCGUACACCGCGUGGGGGCAGCUCGCGGCGCUGGAUGUUCUGGUCUCGGCGAUUUCUGCGAACACAUAG
Messenger RNA from Rhodofomes roseus, 1185 nucleotides. RefSeq names its product endo-1,6-alpha-mannosidase. Lineage: Eukaryota; Fungi; Basidiomycota; Agaricomycetes; Polyporales; Fomitopsidaceae. Bases 1 to 1185 code for a protein of 394 amino acids. Gene Ontology annotation, biological process: carbohydrate metabolic process. The transcript is spliced from 11 exons. The record is from RefSeq and is a predicted model, not a curated record.